This is a messenger RNA of Calliphora vicina (urban bluebottle blowfly), 4532 nucleotides long. RefSeq names its product semaphorin 1a (gene Sema1a). The record is from RefSeq and is a predicted model, not a curated record. The transcript is spliced from 21 exons. Gene Ontology annotation, biological process: axon guidance; semaphorin-plexin signaling pathway; neural crest cell migration. Lineage: Eukaryota; Metazoa; Arthropoda; Insecta; Diptera; Calliphoridae. Gene Ontology annotation, molecular function: chemorepellent activity; semaphorin receptor binding.
AAUAGUUAAGUGUGCUACAAAAGAAAUACAAAAUUUUACCAAUAAAAUAUAUAAUACAUAAAGGAAAUUUGAAAGUGUAACCAAGUUGAUUUCAAAUAAAAUACAUAAUAUGUGCUAGCAGUGGAAUUUAAGCGCAUGUAUUUUAUUCGUUUAAAAACAUAACACACAAUUUAAAGGAUAUUUUCAAAAGGAAUACACAUUUCAGACUCUAAAUGGCUUUCUCUCCACAAAGCUGUAUAAAAAUGGCGUUUUUCUAACAGCAUUAAACCACCAGCAACGUUGCCAAUUUUCAUCGAAUUAAGGCAACAAUCGGAAUAUAAAAAAAAUCAUUUUUCGGUUCUUAACAAAUCAUAAUAAUUUUAACAUUAUUUUUGUUUCCAACUACUAUAAACAAAUAAAUGGCUGUUUAAAAUCCCCCGCUCACAUCCCAUAUAAUCAAAAUAUAUCAGCUGGGCGCAAAGAAAUUUUGCCUAACCAACAAAUACGUCCAUAGGCAAACAGCUACAAACAAGACAAAUUAAAUUGAAUACAAAUAUCAAUUCAUUUGUGGCUGUAAUAUUUUGUACAGAGAUAGAAGGAGAAUAAACAAAUCCACAGAAAAUAUUUAAAACGUGCUUAAAACACCCAAAGUUUGAGUGAGCGAGCUAGCGAGCGAGAGUAAGCAACAGACAUAAUAAAAUGUCAAAAUUUUCACGUUUAAAAAUGGCCUCUCAUCAUCUAUGUACAGCAUGUACAAGUAGCAGUAUGCAAGUCUUCCUUAUAUUGACACUAUUCGUGAUUGGAAAUUUAAGUGCCUGGCAGGAGAAUGUAAGACCAAAAUUAUAUGUGGAAUUAGGUCCUGAAGAUGUUUUAAAAUUUCUCGGAAAUGAAAGUGCCGUGGAUCACUUCAAACUGGUAACGCGUGAUGGUGAUUCUCUACUAGUGGGUGCAAGAAAUAUUGUCUUUAAUCUAAGCAUACAUGAUCUACAAGAACAACAACGUUUGGUGUGGAAUUCACCCGAAGACGAUCAAAAGAUGUGUGUUGUCAAGGGUAAAGAUGAGGAGGCGUGCCAAAAUUAUAUACGCAUCAUGGUUGUUACCUCGCCCGGACGUUUAUUUGUAUGCGGUACAAAUUCAUUUCGUCCCAUGUGUAACACUUACAUAAUCAACGACAACAAUUAUACCCUGGAGGCAACUAAAAAUGGACAAGCUGUUUGUCCAUACGAUCCACGACAUAAUUCAACAUCAGUAUUUGCUGAUAAUGAAUUGUAUUCGGGCACAGUGGCUGAUUUCAGUGGCAGUGAUCCGAUUAUCUAUAGAGAACCAUUACAAACAGAGCAAUAUGAUAGCUUAAGUCUUAAUGCACCAAAUUUUGUUAGCUCCUUUACCCAGGGUGAUUUUGUAUAUUUCUUAUUUCGUGAAACAGCCGUGGAAUAUAUAAAUUGUGGAAAAUCCAUAUUUUCGCGUGUGGCACGUGUUUGUAAAUGGGACAAGGGUGGACCACACCGUUUCCGCAAUCGUUGGACUUCAUUUUUAAAGUCACGUUUGAAUUGUUCCAUACCUGGCGAUUAUCCCUUCUACUUUAAUGAAAUACAAUCUGCUAGUAAUCUUGUCGAAGGACAUUAUGGUCACUCAAGCGCCAAAUUGAUUUAUGGCGUUUUUAAUACACCAACAAAUUCAAUUCCUGGCUCAGCAGUUUGUGCAUUUUCAUUGCAGGAUAUUGCGGAUACAUUUGAGGGCAGUUUUAAGGAACAAAGUGGCAUCAACUCUAAUUGGCUGCCGGUCAAUAAUGCCAAGGUACCCGAACCACGUCCCGGAUCAUGCCAUAAUGAUUCACGAACACUUCCGGAUCCGACAUUAAAUUUCAUCAAAACACAUUCACUAAUGGAUGAAAACGUUCCGGCAUUUUUCGGUCAACCAAUUUUGGUUAGAACAAGCACUAUCUACCGAUUUACACAAAUCGCUGUGGAUCCACAGAUCAAAACGCCGGGCGGUAAAACGUAUGAUGUGAUAUUUGUAGGCACUGAUCAUGGUAAAAUCAUAAAAUCGGUUAAUGCCGAAUCAGCGGAUUCGGAUAAAACAGUAACAUCGGUGGUAAUAGAAGAAAUCGAUGUUUUGCCUAAAAGUGAGCCCAUACGCAAUUUGAGAAUAGUGAGAACAAUGCAGUAUGAUCAACCCAAAGAUGGCAGUUACGAUGAUGGUAAAUUAAUCAUUGUCACUGAUAGUCAAGUGAUUGCCAUACAAUUGCAUCGUUGUCACAACGAUAAAAUCACCAGUUGCAGCGAAUGUGUUGCGCUGCAGGAUCCAUAUUGUGCCUGGGAUAAAAUUGCUGGCAAAUGUCGUUCACAUGGUGCGCCACGUUGGCUGGAAGAGAACUAUUAUUAUCAGAAUGUCACAACUGGCCAACAUGCUGCAUGCCCCUCAGGUAAAAUCAAUUCCAAAGAUGCCAAUGUUGGCGAACAAAAAGGCUAUCGUGACGAUAUGGGCCUUCUGGAUCAGAGACGUCAAAGUAAAGAUCAAGAAAUGAUCAAUAUUAUGCAAGAUAAAAACUUUGAAGGUCCACAAAUUUCUCCAGAUAUAAUCAAUGCUCAAUAUACUGUUGAAACCUUAGUGAUGGCUGUUUUGGCGGGUUCCAUAUUCUCGCUGUUGGUAGGCUUCUUUACAGGCUACUUUUGUGGCCGUCGUUGUCAUAAGGACGAGGAUGACAAUUUACCCUAUCCCGAUACGGAGUAUGAAUAUUUUGAACAACGACAAAAUGUUAAUAGAAUUCAAGCUGAACCCAAACUAUUACCUCAAGUUGAAGAGGUAACCUAUGCCGAACCGGUUUUAUUACCUCAACCACCCAGUCAAAAUAAAAUGCAUUCACCAAAGAGUACUUUACGCAAACCCAUGCAACAUCAUGGUGCACCCAAUUCCGAAACAUUCUUCCAAUUUCAGCCCGAUGGCUACAACACACAACAAACAUAUCGUUGUCGCGAUAAUUUCGGUACUUUAAGAUCUCAUCAAGUUAUGGGUGAUAAUUAUCGUCGUGGUGAUGGCUUUUCCACCACUCGCAGUGUCAAGAAGGCUGUUAACACAAAUACACGUAAUCGAAGUCUUGGCCGUUUAAGAAGGCAGCCGCCCCGUCAUGGUAUUGUAACUCAACACCGUUCCAAUAGUCCACAACACUCCAGUUCGGCCUCAUCGCCUGUUAUGUCAAAUAGUAGUUCUAGUCCAGCACCACCAUCCAGCAGUCCAAGUCCGCAAGAGAGCCCUAAGAAUUGUAGUUAUAUAUAUCGUGAUUGAUUGAUCACAAAUACCAAAUCGAUGCCAUUAAUCAAAAAUCAAACAACAGCAGCAGCAGUAGCAGCAACUACAACAACAGCAACAAUAGAUGAAAUCGAUAAAACAGCAACAACACAAUCAACAACGCAUAAGCCGAAACAGAAAGCAAACACUGCCAACAAUAAAAUAGCAACAGCCCUAAAUGAAGCUGCUAAAACUACUAUUUCUAAUACAACAACUAAAAAAAAUAGCAACAGACAGCAACAAAAGCCGUUACAUGACAUAACCACAACAUUAACAACAGCAGCAACAACAAAAAGAAAAAAACAUUACAGCACUAGCAGCAGCAGCAACAACAAACAUAGAAAACAUAAAACCUCGUUGGCUAAAUCCGUUCCUGCCACACCUGUACAAGUAAAUCCCUUAACAACGAAUCAUUUUGUGCCAUCCUCACCAGACUUUUACGAUGACAAUGAUGAUGAUGACGACGAUGAAGUUCUCUACAUGCCACCCUAUUCAUAUCCCAAUUGUUCGUUGGACAUUUUAAAUGGCGAAUAUCUCUUUGACAAUGAAUUCAAUUUUAAUAACAUACAACAGCAGCAACAGCAUCACCAGCCUCAACAUUCCCAACCCCGACAGGACGAGGAAGAGGAGGAACAUUUUAGAGAAGCUUUAGGCGAUAAUCAUCCCUUGGAAUUGCAGCGAUACAUUGAGGAAGAUUCCUCUUCCAUGGCCAUGAUAACACCGCCACCACCCUACGAUACUCCCUACAGCAAACAGCAGCAUUUGCUGCCACAACACCAAUAUCCCUACACUUCCUCUCAACGCUAUCAACCACAUCAGGCAGCCGCCUACACAGCUCCCAAAGCACAACGUUCCCACAAUACUCCACACACCCGCAAAUAUAUCUUCAACAAUAAUCGCGAACAAUUCAACAUUAGCUCCUCCAAUGGCAAUUCCAGUUCUAACUCUAUACAACAACAGCCUCAAUCUUCAUCUCUGGGCAGCACGCUCACCAAUGCCAUCACGCCCACAAAACUAAGUGCGGCCGCUGCCGCCAUGUUUGCCGCCCCACAAAUGGUUCAGCUGAAUCGUAAAUGGUCGAAUUUGCAUCGUAAACGUCGUCGACGUAACAGUAGUUCGGGUGAUUCCAAGGAAUUAGAUAAACUAGUUCUGCAAUCGGUGGAUUGGGAUGAGAAUGAUAUUUAUUGACAACAUCUGAGCAUCAUCAAUAUGAGAUAUACAUCGUUAUUCUAAAUUUUAGGUUUUAAGAUAUUCAUUUAGUAAAG